This is a messenger RNA of Symbiodinium natans, 1074 nucleotides long. The record is from the annotation of a GenBank genome assembly. Lineage: Eukaryota; Dinophyceae; Suessiales; Symbiodiniaceae.
AUGGCUUACGAAGGCUUCCUAACCAGCAUUUAUGCCGGAAAGAACAUAUUCAGGCCUACCUUCUUCGAGCUUAUUGCGCAAGAUCAACUCGCAGACGUGUUCAGACCUGCCCUGAGAUUUUUUGUCGAGAUCGUCUCAGAGAGAGCCCCACGAGGCUUGCUGCCGUUUCUGGAAUACUGGCAAGCCGUUUACACCUUCUUCCUUCUUUUCCUGGAAGGGUACCACCUGAGAGUGCAUGGAGCCACCUUUGCCGAGCAUUUCUUCGGGUUGAGACGGCAGGAGCCAGAAUCGGAACGGAUGCUGCCACUGGAAGCCCUGGAAAAGGCAAGGCGUAGAUUAGAUGCCCCGCCUCUGAACACCAAACAACGGGCAGCAUCCCUGAUUGUAGCGGUAGUGCUGCCAUGGGUUUGGGCGAAGGGCGAGGAGCGGCUCAGACAGUUGGAGUCAUUUAGGCCAUCCACAACCACAAGCCCAGCCGAUGUUGCACUCCACCGUUUUUUUCCAGCAAUGCAUGCUGCAAGCGCAGGCUUAAGUUUCGCAUAUCGUUUUCUGUACCUGCUUGAACAAACGGGAAUUUGGUCACCCUGGUUGCAUCUGCUGGGCUUGCGGCUUGUGCGACACUUUCCUGAGCCUCCCGGUCAACUUGAAGAAGAGGAAGCUGGCAAAAGUCUGGCCACGCGAGCGCGCGACCUCUUGGUGAUGUGUGGCAAAGGUUCUCUUUGGGGUGGGAUUUACCUGCUUCAAUUCCUGCAGUGGUGGUAUCAACGAGAGCAAAUUCUCCAACCACUUCAAGCGCGGCAGGCGCCGCCCCCACCGCCUGAGCCAUACCCAUAUCCAGAAAGCCUAGGCGGUCCGCUGUCCCAGGGGUCUCGGCGCCAACUAGUUCUUCUGCCAGAGGACAGAGCCAUCUGCGCCCUGUGUCACCGCCGACGCCAAAACCCGGCUAUGUCUUGCAGCGGAUAUGCUUUCUGCUACACUUGCCUAGUACCUCAUGUGCAGCAGCAUGGCCACUGCCCGAUUUCUGGCCAGCAGAUGCUUGUGGAGGAAAUUAGGCGAGUUCGGGACGAUAGCUGA